Molecule: messenger RNA, 1951 nt
Organism: Gopherus evgoodei (Goodes thornscrub tortoise)
Lineage: Eukaryota; Metazoa; Chordata; Testudines; Testudinidae
Gene: CPQ
Product: carboxypeptidase Q
Exons: 10
Coding region: 141-1601 (486 amino acids)
Biological process (GO): peptide catabolic process; proteolysis; thyroid hormone generation
Molecular function (GO): metallodipeptidase activity
Source: RefSeq, a predicted model, not a curated record
GCCGCCCUUUGAUCUGCCGCGUAGGUGCUGCAGCUGCGGGCUCCUCUCCGAGCCGUGGCGUCAGGCUGAGCCGCCGCGGGGCUGUGGGACCGGCGGGUCUGCGCGGGGAAGGGCAUCUGAGUAAAAGAAAAGGAAGGAAAAUGAAAUUCCUAUUCUUAAUAGCUUUCAUCCAUCUCUUACCACAAUGCACCGGGAAACCUUUAAGGUGGGAUGACUGCCACCAACACACUUUCAAAGAAAUUAAAAGAGAAAUAGCUGGGUAUUCCGAUAUUGCCAAGGCUAUUAUUAACCUUGCAGUUUAUGGCAAUGCCCAGAACAGAUCCUAUGAAAGACUGGCACGUUUUGUUGACACCAUUGGACCUAGACUCAGUGGCUCCAAAAAUCUAGAGAUGGCCAUCAAAUACAUGUUCAGUGUCCUGCAGGAUGAUGGGCUGGAAAAUGUCCACCUGGAGCCUGUAAAAGUGCCUCACUGGGAGAGGGGAGAAGAGUCUGCAAUGAUGUUGGCACCAAGGAACCACAGCAUUGUUAUUUUAGGACUUGGAAGCAGUGUUGCAACUCCUCCAGAAGGAAUUACUGCUGAAGUCCUAGUGGUCACCUCUUUUGAUGAACUGCAAAAAAGAGCUCAAGAUGCCAAGGGGAAGAUUGUUGUUUACAACCAGCCUUUCAUCAGUUAUAAAGAAACUGUCAAAUACAGAUUACUGGGAGCAGCUGAAGCUGGUAAAGUUGGAGCGGUGGCAUCCCUUAUCAGAUCCAUUGCGUCCUUUUCUGUUAAUAGCCCUCACACUGGGUGGCAGCAGUACCAGUCUGAUGUGCCAAAGAUUCCUACAGCUUGUAUUUCAGUGGAAGAUGCCGAAAUGAUGGCACGGAUGUCUUCCCGAGGCACCAAGAUUGUUGUGACCCUGAAGAUGGGAGCCAAGACCUAUCCCGAUACUGGUUCCUUUAACACCGUGGCAGAAAUAGUCGGGAGCAAGUACCCAGAACAGGUUGUACUGGUCAGUGGACAUCUGGACAGCUGGGAUGUUGGGCAAGGAGCCAUGGAUGAUGGUGGUGGAGCAUUUAUAUCAUGGGAAGCAUUAUCUCUUAUUAAGGAUCUUGGGCUCCGCCCCAAAAGAACUCUGCGGUUGGUGCUGUGGACUGCGGAAGAACCAGGAGGGGUGGGUGCUGAGCAGUACUACCAGUUACACAAGGAUAACAUCUCCAACUUUGACAUCGUCAUGGAGUCUGAUUCGGGUACCUUCAUGCCAAUGGGCUUGGCUUUUACAGGCAGUGAUAAAGUUCGUGCCAUCCUGAAGGAGAUUAUGCAGCUGCUGCAGCCUAUCAAUGUUACAAACAUUUACGAAAAUGGUAGUGAAACAGACACUGAAUAUUGGGUGAGAGAUGGAGUACCAGGUGCCAGCUUGCGUGAUGACAUCAGUAAAUACUUCUGGUUUCAUCAUAGUCAAGGGGACACAAUGACAGUUCAGGAUCCAAGCCAGAUGAAUCUCUGUGCUGCUGUUUGGACUGUCGUCUCCUAUGUAAUUGCUGACAUGGAAGAGAUGUUGCCAAGCUGCACAGUAAUGGACAGAGCAGGCAUUCAUGAUAUAUAUGUCUACUGCCUUUAGUCUGGGAGAUUCCACUAUAAUCCUUCUAAAUCUGUUUGAUGUGUAAGAUUAAAUAAGACAACAAUGUUCAGCAAACUUUGCGGCCUUUGAAAAUACGCAGGAACUGAGCUCUGCCACAAUGAACAGGGAGACAGUUAUGCAAAUAAAAAUAGGUCGCACCCUUGUCCAUCAUGCAGUACAGCAAUUGAAAUCAAGGAUAUAUCUUCUCUCUACUUCUGUUCUCUGUGGUUGCUGAACUUUUAGCACAUAUAAAGAAGACUCAUCCCUCACAAAGCACUUAAGGGUUAGUCAUGUAUCACAGGAUUUCCCCCUAUAUCCUAUUUUUAUUACAAAUUCAUCCUGCUUUUAUU